AUACAGUCAGGUAUAACAGCUGUCUGGGGAGAUUACUUGGAAGAAAAUAAAGAGCUUAUCGAGAAGCUGAGCAAGCGAAAACUGCCGUCCGUGGAGGGCAACUUUACGCUUGAAGUCGCACCCGGGAUCGUCGCGCAAGCUCGCUUGUGGCUGCCGCCGAACUUGGAUAAAUCGAAGAAAUACCCAAUGAUCGUCUACGUGUACGGUGGUCCUGGAUCGCAGCAAGUGUCUGAAUCCUUCUCCGUGAACUGGGGCAGCUACCUCACAACCAACAAGAGCUACAUCUACGCGUCCAUCGACGGCCGCGGCUCGGGCUUCCAAGGCUCCAACACGCUGUACGCGCUCUACAAGCAGCUGGGAACCGUGGAAGUGCAAGACCAGAUCGGCGUGACGCAGGCGCUGGUGAAGGCGUUCCCGUACAUCGACGCGACGCGCGUGGGCAUAUGGGGGUGGAGCUACGGGGGCUACGCCACCGCCAUGGCCAUGGCGAGGGACACCGACGGCACGUUCCGCUGCGGG
This is a messenger RNA of Gryllus bimaculatus (two-spotted cricket), 519 nucleotides long. The record is from the annotation of a GenBank genome assembly. NCBI's taxonomy places the organism in Eukaryota, Metazoa, Arthropoda, Insecta, Orthoptera, Gryllidae.